AUGUCUAAUGGUCAAUGGGAAGUUGUCGGUAAAAAUAAGAAGUCUCAGAAUGGAAAGAUGAAAAGUACUAAUGAUGAGAAAAAGACUAGUAAACAGGGGCCGAAAUUAGAAGAUUUGGUUCCGGCCUCGCAAAUAAAGUCCUAUUAUUCAGGGAUGGAAAUCGAUGAUACGAAAAGACCGAAGGAUAAAAAGAAAGAAGGAGAAAAGAAGCCUAAAAAACAAGAUAAAAAGGAGCCAUCAAAACCUAAGCCACCCAAAACAAUUGAAGAUGCCUUAGAAGCAAUUGAUGCCACAGAGCUCAACAAUCUCAUAACAACAAAUAAACUUAGAUUUUCAAAUGCUCCUUUAGUUUGGUUAAAGGAAAUAUCAAAUUUCCUCAAUUCAAAAAUUCCUAUAGAUGUUGAUGAUCCUACAUUUACUAACUACCCUCCUACUUACCCAGUCAAUGUUAUACCUAAAGAUAUUAAAACGAGUCUAGAUAAUGUAUUACGAGAUGCAGGGAAAGCAAACAUUCAACUGUUUUUUGAUGUUAGUCUAACAGCUCUCACUAAUGAUAUGAGCCGUGGACAGGUUGUAAAUGGACAUAGACUUUUCCUACAGUUAAUAGCUUUAGAAUAUCCCGAUUUCUGUAUCACCUCUUUGUCCAAGAGUGUGAGUCUGAGAAACUCCUAUCAGAAUCGUCCACCUAUUGGUUUGUCACUUCUGUGGGCUUUGGGCCAGGGUGGAUAUAACAACUUUGCGGUUGGGAUGAAAGUUUGGCAAGAUAUAUUCUUCCCAAUAAUUGAACUGAAGAAUUACACAAAGUACAUCAUCUCGUAUUUGUCUAAGCAUUUGGAUAGACACGCAAGAAUGGAUGCUACUAAAGUUAGCCAGGAGCAAUUGCUGACAAUGUUUGAUACAAUCAAUAGUAAGAAAAAUGGACUGUCUAGAGAAUUGUCAAGUGACCUUAUCAAACAAUUAAUUAAGUAUAAGGAUAUUUACUUCAGUAAGAGUGGCAACAAACUCCAAGUGACCUUCAAUCAACUUAUGAAAAAACUGCCAAACCAAUACCUCAGUGGUGCAAACCUGGAUAACUAUAAUCAAGUGAUAGUUGAAAGCCUUAUUGACUGCUUAGCUCUAGAUGACUCCUGUAAUGCGACGUGGCGACAAUUAUUCAGUCGAUGCAGCAAACAGAGUGCCAGUUUGAUUGAGUAUAUAGACACAAAUUGGGCUGCUGUUAGUCCUCGGCUAAAGCAGAAGUCGCUGAAGUUGACGAUAACUCAAUUUAAGGAAGUGUGUGGUGAAACAUUGAAGGGCAAAAAGAAAGAUGAGACUGUAGUUAAAGCAAACAAAAUUUGCCAGCUCCAGAUAAAAUCCCAUUGCGUCUUUAAAGUUAAGGAUAUUCUAGAAAGAAUGACAAGUACUAGAAGAUUCCCUUGGCUAUGGGCAAUUUUCAUCCUAUUUAUCAGUACCGCUGGUCUUAUAUCUUAUGAUGUAUCUCGAGUAAAUGGAAACUUCCCCAAAAGUGCAACUGGCCAACUUUUAAAUGACUUGGGUCUCUUAGAGCACAGUCAAACAGCAUGGCAAAAGACAUUAUCCACAUCUGCUCGAGGCUACAUCUGGCUUGAGGCAAAUGUACCUAUUUAUUACAUGCAAGCUGCCGAGUUCUCAAAACCCUAUGUGCAGCUUUCUAAAGAUCUUUACACUAUUGCAAUUAAAAAAUCCGGAAUUGCAUACAGUAAUGUGAAGGAUUAUGUUAUUGAGAAGACACCUGUUGUGGUCGCAACUAUCGACCAGUAUAUGCCUGGUGCUGUGGAAACUGUUCAAAUGUAUUUCACAACCGGAGUUGACACAAUGAAAAAGUAUUCAAAUCAAUAUUACCAAGCUGCUGUUGAAUACCUAACAACAAAAGUUUUUGUAGGCGAAUGGGCGCCAGAGAUACUACAGAACAAAACGCAGAUAGCACUGAAUGCUACUAAAUCGCAUGUCAACGAUUACUUGCAUUGGUUCCACAAGCAAGUGCACACAUACUCCAAGAUUCCGUGA
This is a messenger RNA of Leptosia nina, 2025 nucleotides long. The record is from the annotation of a GenBank genome assembly. Lineage: Eukaryota; Metazoa; Arthropoda; Insecta; Lepidoptera; Pieridae.